Messenger RNA from Ceratosolen solmsi marchali, 2451 nucleotides. RefSeq names its product homeobox protein PKNOX2. Gene Ontology annotation, molecular function: DNA binding. The transcript has 9 exons. Gene Ontology annotation, biological process: regulation of DNA-templated transcription. The record is from RefSeq and is a predicted model, not a curated record. NCBI's taxonomy places the organism in Eukaryota, Metazoa, Arthropoda, Insecta, Hymenoptera, Agaonidae. The coding region runs from base 385 to 2163 and encodes 592 amino acids.
ACGAGUCGUCGGCGAAGUGGAGAGAAGGGACGUAGACGAGGAUCGGCGACAGGUCAGGGGAGACGCGCGCUCCGGACUCUGGCUUUCACCCAGCCGUGCUUGGCCCCCGCAGUCCCCCACAGUCCGGAGACACGUGCGGCGGUGGCACUCGUCCUCGAGGGCACCUUCUGCCCCUCGUGUGGACGACCGGCCGCGCAGGUGCCGGGUGUUUUGUGCGCGGCGACGAUCGCGCGCGCGUGUGUCCUGCCGAAGGAGAGCGAGAGGGAAGUUGGAGCUUGCCGGGCGACAGGAGAGGACGCGCGGUGCGUCGCGGUGAAGCGCUGCGGCGUCCAGUCGACCGCGCGAGCUUAGUCCCGACGAUGCUGGAGGCUUCUGCCGCUCCCUAUGAGGAAUGAUAGAAUGCAAGAGGGCAGCACCGCGGUGGCGCUAGCGAUGGUGACCCCUGGCUACGAUCAGGACCCUGCCAGUGGGGUAGCCGAUUACGCGAGUCACCAGGAUCAGGCGCAGUUCGAGGCCGACAAGCGAGCAGUUUACAAGCAUCCGCUCUCCCCCCUGCUGGCGCUACUCUUCGAGAGAUGCGAGCAGGCGACCCAGAGCUCCGACAACUCUACCUCCGAGAGUUUCAACAUGGACAUACAGGCGUUCGUCCAGCACCAGGAGAGAGACCGCAAGCCCUUCCUCAUCAAUGACCCGGAGAUUGACGGCCUGAUGAUCAAGGCCAUCCAGGUCCUGCGCAUCCAUCUGCUCGAGCUGGAGAAGGUGCAGGAGCUCUGCAAGGACUUCUGCAACCGCUACAUAACCUGUCUCAAGGGCAAAAUGCAGAGCGAGAAUCUGCUGCGCAGCGACUACAGCCACCACGGGGCCGGUCACGAUGGCCUGGCGCCGUCGAGCGGCAGCAACGGCAGCAGUCCCCUGCAGGUGCUGUCAUCUACAGGCAAUGAUGUUGAGUCGGGAGCUAACGGACUCCGAGUGAGCAGAGCGUCCGAGGACCCCUCGGAGAACGGCAACGGCGGCGGUGACGGCUCUGGCGGCGGCGGUGGUGACGGCAGCGGAGGCGGCGGCGCAGGGUCGCAUCAGCAGCAGCAGCAGCAGCGCCACCACCACCACCACCAUCACCACCACCACCACCACCAUCAACAGCACCAUCCGCUGGACGAUCAGCAGCAAAUUUACGUCAGCCGUCCGUCCUCGGCGAGGUCCGCGUCCUCCGCAAGCGCUGCCCAGCGCCAACGCAGCGUCUCGGAGCGCAGCAUUGGCCAGGAUCUGGAGCAGCAGCAGCAGCAGCAACAACAGCCACCGUCACCGAGCACCGUUCACGGGAGCACGCCCUUGUCGCAGAUUGGGAAUCAUGGAUGCGCGACCGCCUGUGCCCCCGUCAACGACAUGUACCUCGGCCAAGAAGUGGAUCCAUUGAGUAAUACGUCCGACAGAGUUUAUGUAGAAGAAGCUAGCUACUGGGGACUGUUCGCUAUGCAAGAUACAAAGAAUGAAUAUGAAUUUUUGGGAGUAGCGGCUAUACAUAACAAAAAAGGCUUUGAUAUUACUGUUGUAGGCUCGCCCUCGUCGAUGCAGAGCGAAGACGACGAGGAUGCCUGUGGCAUCGCCGCGGCCGCUGGAGUCGGCUCACUCAGCGGACGAAAAACCAAGCCGAAGCGGGGUGUCCUUCCCAAACAGGCCACCAACAUCAUGCGAGCCUGGCUCUUCCAGCAUUUAGUCCAUCCCUAUCCGACGGAGGACGAGAAACGCCAGAUCGCGAGCGAGACGAACCUGACGCUGCUGCAGGUCAACAACUGGUUCAUAAACGCGCGCCGGCGCAUACUCCAGCCGAUGCUCGACGGGGCCGGCGCCACGGACGCUGGACUCCAGCAGCAUCGCGCCACCGGCGGUCCCGGUAACAACAACAACAAGCAGCAGCAGCAGCAGCAGCAGCAGCAACAGCAGCGGUCCAAGAGCCGCGGCACCGCCGGACCCGGCACUGGCAAACUACAGCAGAAGCCGGACUGGCAGUCCGAGGACUCGGGCAGCGAAUCCAACGGCUCGAGCGAUGCCGAGGGUGUGUACUCCGGCUUGAUUGGCAGCGGCGAUCGGCAAAGCAAAGCCGCCGGCGACGACGAAGACAGCGAGGACGGCGGCAUCGAAAUCGAGGACGUAAAACCCUACUGACCUCGACCGGCCACCUCGCGCGUACCUUCACAACCCACUGCUCAUUACAGUAUUAAGGUAUUCGAGGGUAGAUUUCGCUUUAACUGUCAGAUACGUAAAAAAACUAUUCUCGCGAAAAUCAUCAGGGAUAUUCUCGACUAGAAGUUAUCACGCUCUUUUCGUGUCGUGUGUUUGUGCGCGUGCAAAUUUAUACUAUCUGUCCCCGAUAAUUUUUCUUCCUGUACAUUCUUCUUUCCUUUUAUAACGACGGGAGAUGAUAUUAUCAUAUGCAUACUUACAUACAUACAU